Molecule: messenger RNA, 1266 nt
Organism: Zychaea mexicana
Lineage: Eukaryota; Fungi; Mucoromycota; Mucoromycetes; Mucorales; Lichtheimiaceae
Product: CP2 transcription factor-domain-containing protein
Exons: 5
Coding region: 136-873 (245 amino acids)
Biological process (GO): regulation of transcription by RNA polymerase II
Cellular component (GO): nucleus
Molecular function (GO): RNA polymerase II cis-regulatory region sequence-specific DNA binding; DNA-binding transcription activator activity, RNA polymerase II-specific
Source: RefSeq, a predicted model, not a curated record
CAACAACAACAACAACAACAACAACGCUACAGACGAGACGUGCCUAUCAUUCAUCCUUCCCAGCAUCACUCGCCCGUCAGUUCAUUCGUAAGCUCUUCUCCUGGUCAACAACAGUCAGUACACUCGUCUCCAAUCAUGCACUCGUAUCCAGCUAUUACGACGAUGGAGCCAUCACAGCAGCACCAGCAUCACCACAGCCAUCAUCCUUACGCCUCGCCUCGCUCUCAGGCUUCGUCGUCCAUUGCUUCUGUAGUGCCGUCUCCGCCGACAAGCUGUCCAUCCUCAUCAACCGCUAUUGCAAAUCUUCGUUAUGAGAUUAUAUUGGAAGCACCUACUGCCGCUGCACAAAAGGUGGAAGAGGCUCCGUUAACCUACCUCAACAAAGGCCAGUUUUACAAUGUCAAUCUCAAGGACACCGAGUUGCUUGACGGCAAUGUUACAAGCACGAUCAAGAUCACGUUCCAUGACGAGUCUCACCGCAAGGUCGCUAGUAACUACUGGAAGUUUUGGAUGAGCCAACAAAAACAUGGUCAAGCACGCGCCAUUGAUAUUGACACUGGACGAUGUAGCGGCAUUCAUAGCAUCGAAACUACCCACUUUGAUAGCAUCACUUUCCAAUGGAACGGUAAAGCUGGCGCGACCGUCAGUAUCCGCUUCAACUGCUUGUCCACUGACUUUUCUCGGAUCAAGGGCGUCAAGGGUAUUCCUUUACGACUUCACAUGGAAAGCCGCUUGACUAGCAACGAAUCAUCGCCUCCUGCAUCCGAAGGCUCCUAUUGUCGGAUCAAACUCUUCCGAGACAAGGUAAAUAAACAUAAGUGGGAAGGCCUCUCACUGGCAACAAUCAGCCAGCGAGCCCGCCCAAUAGCAUGAAGAAACGAAAAAGUGCUCAUCCAUAGCAAUGCAUCUAGGGAGCCGAACGCAAAAACAAAGACGAUGCUCGACAUAUUGAAAAGCAACUCGAAAAGCUACGCGGUAAAAACGGCGAAUCGCAUCCGUUGUGGCUCGCAUUUUCACAGACACAGCCGUACACGGUGUUUUGUGAAAUGGCGACAUCAUCGCCCACUGUUCACCUACAAACAACACCACUGCAGCAAGAUCUGGCCUUUGCUCGUCGACUGAGUGACAGCGGUAGCAGUACCCACACAGCCGGUCGACCACCGUCAUCCAAUUAUCCUUACCUGCCACCACCACCACCACCACCGCCGCCGCCUUUGAGUGCUGGUGGUAGCUUGAAUGGCAGUGCCACAGCAGGCUUGAAACGGC